Hibiscus syriacus is the source of this 1598-nucleotide messenger RNA. Its product is annotated as nuclear transport factor 2-like. The transcript has 10 exons. The record is from RefSeq and is a predicted model, not a curated record. Gene Ontology annotation, molecular function: mRNA binding. The coding region runs from base 155 to 1504 and encodes 449 amino acids. NCBI's taxonomy places the organism in Eukaryota, Viridiplantae, Streptophyta, Magnoliopsida, Malvales, Malvaceae. Gene Ontology annotation, cellular component: ribonucleoprotein complex; cytosol.
GAGGCAACAAAAAAUCCAAACACAGUGAAGAAAGAGCUUCUCUCAAAUCUAUAUUACUAAAGAUCUUGGUGCAGUGAGUGCAGUGUUAGGAUCUAUAUAAAAAAGGAUUCUUUUUUUAUUAUUAUUCAUUUGGGGUUUUAAGGAGGUUUCAUCAAUGGCAUCUCCUUAUCCCAUUCCAGUUACUGCUACUCAGGUGGGAACAUAUUUUGUGGGUCAAUAUUAUCAGGUACUUAAACAGCAGCCACACUUGGUGCACCAGUUUUAUAGUGAUUCCAGUACCAUGGUUCGUGUCGAUGGUGUUAACAGGGAAUCCGCCACCGGAUUGCUGCAAAUCCAUUCUCUUGUUAUGUCGCUCAACUUCACUGCGAUUGAGAUAAAGACAGCAAAUCCCCUAGAAUCGUGGAAUGGAGGUGUUCUGGUGAUGGUUUCUGGUUUGGUGCAUGUCAAGGAUUUCAAUUCCCGGAGGGAUUUUGUGCAGACAUUCUUCCUUGCGCCGCAAGAUAAAGGCUAUUUCAUUCUAAAUGACAUCUUUCACUACAUUGACAAGGAACGAAUUCACCAACAUCGUGCAGUCCUAUUAGCCAAGCACAAUCUUGAUCGCGAUAUCAAUGCUUUCGUAACAAAUCCUAAACCAGCGCCAAGCUAUAUGCUGGGAGGAGAUAUCCACGGACGGGAGUUUUUGGCUCCCGUCAGUGCCAAGGAAAAUGGUCUCGUUGACAAGUAUAGUUUCCCGGAGCAACAACUACAGCAAGUUCUGGAAUCUGAGAGUAUUGUGGAGAACAAUUGGGUGCACGAGUCCAAUGCCAAUGGUUCGUUUCUACAUACAGUGAACACUGUCGAAGAGCAUGUGCCUCCUACUGUUAAGGAACCUGUUGGGGAACCCCAAAAGCAAACAUAUGCCAACAUUGUUGCUAAAAGACAACCUGCACCAUCAUUCGGUCCUCAGGUUUCUGUUAACAUGAACACGACACCUGCUUCUGGCUUGGAUCAUGAUGCAAAUCACACUACUCUGCAACCCGUUUUCUCUAACGUAGUUGAAGUGUCUAGUGUUGAUAUGGUUGAUGAAAUUUCACCAGGAGAAUAUGAAGGUGAAAUAAAAUCUGUUUAUGUUAGGAACUUGCCCACUACCGUGUCUGAGUCUGAAAUUAUGGAAGAAUUCAAGAAAUUUGGCGAGAUCAGUCCUGAUGGAGUGGUGAUUCGUAGUCGCAAGGAUGUUGGCAUUUGCUAUGCAUUUGUUGAAUUUGAAGACAUGACGAGUGUCCAUAACGCCGUCCAGGCGGGAAGUGCACAGGUUGCCGGACAACAAGUGUACAUCGAAGAGCGGAGACCGAACAGCUAUAUACCAUCUCGAGGAGGAAGGAGGGAGAGAGGACGAGGCCGAGGUCGAGGCCGAGGCAUCUAUCUGAUGGAAGCUUCGAGGGGGCAUUUCGGUGGUCGAAGUUAUGGUAGGGGCUGUAAAUAUGAUGGAAACAAUCAAGAGUACAGUCGAUCAAGAGGAAACUGAUUUUACAGCUCAAAGCAACAUAUUAUUCAAAGGGAUGAACAAUUUUUUGAAUCAAAGGACUUUCCAAAUCAAAGAAACAAGAGUUUUAGAAUGA